This is a messenger RNA of Peromyscus californicus insignis, 1426 nucleotides long. It is a transcript of the gene Iyd, whose product is annotated as iodotyrosine deiodinase. The transcript has 5 exons. The record is from RefSeq and is a predicted model, not a curated record. Gene Ontology annotation, molecular function: oxidoreductase activity. Bases 1 to 858 code for a protein of 285 amino acids. Gene Ontology annotation, biological process: thyroid hormone metabolic process. NCBI's taxonomy places the organism in Eukaryota, Metazoa, Chordata, Mammalia, Rodentia, Cricetidae.
AUGUUUCUCCUCACUCCAGUGUUGGUGGCGGUUGUCUGCAUCUUGGUGGUAUGGGUCUUUAAAAAUGCCGAUAGAAGCCUGGAGAGAGAGAAGGGGGCGGCUCGAACUCGCCCCUGGGUGGAUGAAGACUUGAAAGACAGCACUGACCUCCUUCAAGUGGAAGAAGACGCUGAUGAAUGGCAAGAAUCUGAGGAGAGUGUGGAGCACAUCCCGUUCUCUCACACCCGGUACCCAGAGCAGGAAAUGAAGACGAGAUCUCAGGAAUUCUAUGAACUCCUCAAUAAGAGACGCUCGGUCAGGUUUAUCAGCAGCGAGCCAGUCCCUAUGGAAGUCAUCCAUAACGUCAUCAAAGCAGCAGGAACAGCUCCAAGUGGGGCCCACACUGAGCCCUGGACCUUUGUGGUGGUGAAGGACCCAGACGUGAAGCAUAAGAUCCGAGAGAUCAUCGAGGAGGAGGAAGAGAUAAAUUACAUGAAGAGGAUGGGAGACCGAUGGGUCUCAGACCUGAAGAAACUGAGAACCAACUGGAUUAAAGAGUACCUGGACACCGCCCCAGUGCUGAUUCUCGUCUUCAAACAAGUGCACGGUUUUGCUGCAAAUGGGAAGAAAAAGGUCCACUACUACAAUGAGAUCAGCGUGUCCAUUGCCUGUGGCAUCCUGCUGGCCGCACUGCAGAACGCCGGGCUGGUGACAGUCACUACCACUCCCCUCAACUGUGGCCCUCGUCUGAGGGUGCUCCUGGGCCGCCCCUCCCAUGAGAAGCUGCUGGUGCUGCUUCCUGUGGGGUACCCCAGCAGAGAGGCCACCGUGCCUGACCUCAAGAGGAAAGCUCUGGACCAGAUCAUGGUGACAGUAUAGUCAGCCACCCUGUGCUGGGGUGACGCUUGCCUCUCUCCUCCUGGGACUGGCUUUGCUCCCUUUCUGAGUCAGGGCUCCUUUGCAAACCGGUGCACAGGGAAGGCGCUUCUCAUGUCAUAUCUUUCUGCACUCUCUAGAACUUUCUAUCCAUUAAGUACUGUUUUUGUUGAGCUGUUUUAAUGAACAUGUGGGGCAAGAGGUCAAGAAGCAUGCACACCUUAACUCCUUUACAAGAUUAUAGGUGAUUUUUUUUUCAUUUACUUAAAAAAAUAAUAUAGAGAAGUUACACUAGAUAAUUUACUAUAGUUCCAAGAGUUACCUCUACAAUGGUUUUUAGUUUAAAUGUUGACUAAUCAAGUGGUCCUUCAGUCCUCUGCUUUCUGGUGGCUUUGAGACUGUGAAUGGAGGUCUAUUCUGCCAUUGGACUUCAUGCAGACUCUGCUAAUCUUGAAUGAAUAACCAUUAAAGUCCCUAAAUUUUGGUACUCACAGAACCAGGGAGGGAUGUCUGCGUGCCAUGAUCUAGCUGACAGUUAUCUGAACAUGAUGAGCGAGCUGCAUGUGUCGGA